Messenger RNA from Penicillium antarcticum, 180 nucleotides. RefSeq lists its product as uncharacterized. The transcript has a single exon. Lineage: Eukaryota; Fungi; Ascomycota; Eurotiomycetes; Eurotiales; Aspergillaceae. Bases 1 to 180 code for a protein of 59 amino acids. The record is from RefSeq and is a predicted model, not a curated record.
AUGUGGGUCCUUGUGGCGGAACGCGCAGACUUUGCUGAUUCGAUCCACGGAUAUACCGGCCUCGUUAAAAGGAUCGUUUUCCGAAACGAGUACGAUGGGAGUCGUCAGCUCCCGCUCAAUACCAAGCCUCUUUGGCUGCGUGGUGGGCUUCGGAAAGCCGGCUUCGUCGUCACAGCGUAA